AUGGCCACCCAAUCACCCAAAGAAAAAGCCGAAUACCUAGUCACAUCGCUCGAACAACACGGCCAAGGCGACUACAUAGGCGAAUCAAUCAGCCAACUAGAACACUGUCUCCAAGCAGCCCACAAUGCACAGAAACACGGCGCACGAAGCGAGCUCAUAGUCGCAGCUCUCCUCCACGACAUCGGCCAAAUCAUCCCCCUCGAAUCAACCAAAGAAGUGCGAAUGAAUUUGAAGAACAGCGCCGAAAACGUUGGUCGCGUAGGCCAUGAGAAAAUCGGAUCUGAGUUUCUGCGCUCUCUAGGAUUCAACCCGAGUGUGUGUCAACUAGUUGAGAGUCAUGUUGCGGCGAAGAGAUACCUCACGGCGGUCAAUGACUCGUACUAUGAUUCACUAUCAUCGGCUUCGAAGAAAUCGCUCGAAUUUCAGGGGGGUCCAUUCAAGGGAGCAGAGCUUGCUGCUUUUGACCAGGAUCCGCUGCGUGAUGAGAUGGUUGCAUUGCGGCUUUGGGACGAUGCUGCUAAGGUUCCAGGUAUUGAGGAUUCCACGCCCCGUGCACGGGAAUAUUUGAAUUUGAUAGUGGCGCAUUUGGAGGCACAGGAGGUAGCGUAG
Aspergillus nomiae NRRL 13137 is the source of this 609-nucleotide messenger RNA. Its product is annotated as HD domain-containing protein. The record is from RefSeq and is a predicted model, not a curated record. The transcript has 3 exons. The coding region runs from base 1 to 609 and encodes 202 amino acids. Lineage: Eukaryota; Fungi; Ascomycota; Eurotiomycetes; Eurotiales; Aspergillaceae.